Neoarthrinium moseri is the source of this 2694-nucleotide messenger RNA. RefSeq lists its product as uncharacterized. Bases 1 to 2694 code for a protein of 897 amino acids. The record is from RefSeq and is a predicted model, not a curated record. NCBI's taxonomy places the organism in Eukaryota, Fungi, Ascomycota, Sordariomycetes, Amphisphaeriales, Apiosporaceae. The transcript has 5 exons.
AUGAGUGACGAACCCUACGAUUUCGAGAAGGAAUUCCAGGCCGUCUUCAUCCCGAAGCAGAAACCCCCGCCUCAACCCACCGUCUCUGGCGAAAUGGGCGCUACAGUAUCUUGCUAUCCGCCACUCGGCCAGGUAACCCAACUCAAGAGCGGAAUUAUCGACUUCAUCGUGCUUCUGGAAGUUGAAGAGAAGGAUGCAAACGACCCUUGGGAGAUUGUCCUAUGGCAGUCGGCCGACGGCAAGGACUGGGUUGAAACUGACCUGUCUCGUAUGAAAGAUGGUUCUGCCCCGAGUUCCCUCCAGAUCGCGCCAGCUCACAAGUCCCGACUAUAUUUCAGUGCUUCUCUCGCGGUAGCCUCCGCACUGAACUUCACGCUCAAGUUUCGCAACAACUCCGACAAGCCGUGGAGAUGGGCGAGAGACGAACAGAGUAUUGGUGAUGGGACCAUCAUUAUCAAUGCCGAGAAGACGAGUGCCAAGGCAUUGACCAGCUUCACUGAUAUUGUCAAGAACCUGAACCCAGAUCUGACCAUUGCAAGAGCCUCAAGCCAAUGCCCCGGCACAGAGCUCUGGGUCAUUGAAGCACCUGUGAAUGCGGCGAACGGCGAGGACUCUACUCGCGCCGAUUACAGGUUAGGUGUACCCUGGGGAGGGUAUUUGAGAUGGUUCGCUUUGGUCCGUAUCUGGACUCCAUGGCUUGCCCCCCGGCAUGGGAAGACCGAGUUUGGUCUCGACAAAGAUGCCAUUAUGGUAGCGUUCCUGAGCCCCCAAGGCAAGCAUCUGGUGCUGCUCGGCGUCAGUGGAGUCAACGAUGUCAUAACCGUGUUUCGACACUCGGAGUCUGGAGAGCCUUCUAUACAUUUGCGCAACGAUGGCGAGAACUCCACAUCUGGAAUUGUCCUGGCUGCUAUUGGCGACAAUUUUGAGAGUGCUCUGGCGGCCGUCAUGUACCACUCUAGGAAUGUGGUUUAUGCUGCGAAGCAAGUCAACAACGAGUUGGAAGUUGAGCUUGAAGCCCUUAGAGACGGGGUAAAACCUGAAUGGAUGGAAAAUUGGUACGAUGGACUGGGGUACUGUACUUGGAAUGCCCUCGGACAAGACCUUACUGAUGAAAAGGUCUUCAAGGCCGUUGACACGCUCGCGGAAAACAACAUCAACGUCACGAGUCUCAUCAUCGAUGACAACUGGCAGGAUAUUGACUACACACAUGACAGUCAAUUUCAGCGUGGAUGGAAGAGUUUCGAAGCAGAUCCCAAGACAUUUCCGAACGGCCUCAAAAAUACAGUCCAGCGCAUACGCUCGAAGCACCCUAACAUUCAGCAUAUCGCUGUAUGGCACGCGCUCCUGGGGUACUGGGGCGGCAUUGCGCCAGAAGGCAAACUGGCUACGACUUACAAGACGGUAGUCGUUGACCGAGAAGACGCAAAGAGGCGAAAUCUGCCCUUGGGAGGACCCAUGACGGUAAUUGCCAAGGAAGACGUGGAUACGUUCUAUGAUGACUUCUAUAAGUUCCUCUCGGACUGUGGCAUCGAUGGCGUCAAGACGGAUGCGCAGUUUAUGAUCGACACUUGGGAAUCGGCAAAGCACCGUAGAGAGCUCACAAACACCUACCUUGAUGCCUGGAUGAUAUCGUCGCUGCGACAUUUUAGCAUCAAGGCCAUCUCCUGCAUGUCGCAGACGCCUCACAUCUUGUUCUAUUCUCAGCUUCCGCGGAACCGUCCUGCGGUACUGGUCCGCAAUUCGGAUGACUUCUUUCCGGCCAUUCCCAAGUCGCACCCUUGGCACAUCUGGACGAACGCCCACAACAGCUUGCUAACGCAGCAUCUCAAUAUUCUGCCAGAUUGGGACAUGUUCCAGACAGUGCACGACUACUCAGGCUUUCACGCCGCCGCUCGAUGUGUUAGCGGUGGUCCAAUCUACAUCACCGACGCGCCCGGGCACCACAAUCUUGAUCUUAUAUAUCAGAUGACUGGCCCAACACCUCGGGGCAAGACCGUUAUCUUCCGACCCAGUGUCCUCGGCCGUUCUAUCGAUCAGUAUGCCGGCUAUGAUGACGAUGCCAUCCUCAAAGUUGGCUGUUAUCAUGGUCGCGCUGUGACUGGCACGCCUAUCAUCGGCGUCUUCAAUAUAUCCGCCCGACCCUUGACUGAACUCAUUCCUCUGUCACGUUUCUCUGGAGUCGUACCAUCCUUGAAUUACAUCGUGAGGGCGCAUAGCAGCGGGGUUGUGUCUCCCAUCGUCAAGCCUAGCUCAUCUUCAGCAUUGAUACCAGUUUCACUCGAGGUCAGGGGCUACGAUAUCUUCUCUGCGUUCCCGCUGUCGCAGUUCGACAGCGAGUCCAUCGGACGCGUGUACGCAGGCAACCUAGGGCUCCUUGGUAAGAUGACAGGCGCAGCAGCCAUCACGUCGUCUGAGUUUGAGUUGCUGCAUAACGGCCGAGUAUUACUAGAUACAAGACUCAAGGCCCUAGGUAUCCUUGGUGUAUAUCUUUCAACCCUGCCCCAGAUGACUAUUGAGGACGACUUCUUGGUCACAAUCCAGGGGCAGACGAUACCGCCUCACACCGUGUCCAUCAACCAAGCAGAUAAGCAUGUGCUGGAGAUUGACGUGGAGCGUGCGUGGAAUGAAAUGGGACUCAAGGCUGGCUGGAGUAAUGAAGUCGAGGUCAAGGCCUAUUUUACCAUCGAGCAUUGA